AUGCUCGUCAAGGAAGCGUAUACGCAGCUCCGGACGAAAGAGCAACUCGGUUACAUUGUGAGCUCUGAAGUUCACUCUAGAUGGGGAGUGCUGGGCAUCCGGAUUGUGAUCCAGUCGCUCAAACCCCCUCAUGAGCUCGAGCAGCGAAUCGAGUCGUUCCUGCAGAGCUUUCAUUCCUACCUGCAGGAGAUGGAGGAAGAAACGUUCAGAGAGCAUGUGGACUCGUUGAGGACCAAGAAGCUGGAGCCGGACAUCACGCUCGAGCAGCGAUCUUCGAGAUUGUUCCAUGAGAUCUGCAUGCGGGAGGAAUGCUGGGACAGGAGGAGACAGGAGGCAGCGCAUCUCAAGGACGUUACCAAGAAGGAAAUCGUGGAGCUCUUCAGGGAUCACUUGGCGCCAGGAGGAAAGAACCGGAGGAUGUUAAGCUCUCAAGUCGUGGGGCAAGACGCUAUCUCAAAACAAGCGCAUCCAGGCAUCGCAAGCAAGGAGCAUGUUACCAGGUACAAGUAG
Molecule: messenger RNA, 510 nt
Organism: Guillardia theta CCMP2712
Lineage: Eukaryota; Cryptophyceae; Pyrenomonadales; Geminigeraceae
Exons: 6
Coding region: 1-510 (169 amino acids)
Molecular function (GO): metal ion binding
Source: RefSeq, a predicted model, not a curated record